UCGAGCGCGCGAGAUGCACAGAAGACGCAUAGUUCACCUAAGAAGAGAUUCUCGAAGUUUCACUGGAUAGCUUCGCUAGGAUUUUACACUCUUCCUGAGAUAUCCGAUGAGCGCGUAAAGGGAUCAUCUUGCGUGUUACACAACUUUUGGAGGCGCUCCAUCAAGAAGAAAUCAUCACUGGAACAACAAGCACAGGCGCACGUGGAUUCUUUGCUUUCUUUUUGGCUUUGCUCAACGCUGGAGAUGUUCGGGCACAAUAUCUGCCUCGUGUCCGCGUUGCUGGCGGCUGCCGGUGCUGUCUUCCCGGCUCUGCUGUUGCUUGUGGUUUCGCGGCUGCUGUGGGAGUUCAGGUGGAGCAUCACCGGGGAUCGGACGUGUAAACUCCCACUCCCGCAGGGCUCCAUGGGCUGGCCGCUGGUCGGAGAAACUUUUCACUGGCUUUUCCAGGGAUCCAGCUUUCACAUCUCCAGACGCGAGAAACACGGAAAUGUUUUUAAAACUCACCUUUUGGGCAAACCCCUCAUCCGAGUGACCGGUGCAGAAAACAUCCGUAAGAUUCUGCUGGGUGAACACACGCUGGUGUGCACGCAGUGGCCCCAGAGCACACGCAUCAUCCUGGGGCCCAACACUCUGGUAAACUCAGUUGGUGUCCUGCACAAGAGGAAGAGAAAAAUCCUUGCAAAAGUGUUUAGCCGUGGGGCGCUGGAGGCCUAUCUGACACGCCUUCAAGAUGUUGUCAAGACUGAAAUUGCUAAGUGGUGCUCCGAGACCGGGUCUGUGGACGUUUACACCGUAGCCAAGUCACUCACUUUCCGCAUUGCAGUGCGAGUCCUGCUCGGUCUGCAUCUGGAGGAGCAGCAAAUCACUUCUCUCUCCAAAACCUUUGAACAGCUCAUGAACAACCUCUUUUCUCUUCCUAUUGACACCCCCAUAAGCGGCCUGCGUAAGGGAAUCAGGGCCCGUGAGAUUCUGCACUCUGCCAUGGAGAAGAUCAUAGAGGAGAAACUGAAAAAGCAGCAAACCAGUGAUUAUUGUGAUGCUUUUGACUAUAUGCUGAGCAGUGCGAAGGAAGAUGACUAUGAGCUUACAAUGCAAGAGCUUAAGGAAACCGCAGUAGAGUUAAUCUUCGCUGCUCACUCCACUACUGCCAGCGCAUCAACAUCCCUCAUCCUGCAGCUGCUGCGUCAUCCAGAUGUGAGUGAGUGCGCCAGAGCAGAGCUGGAAAGCGAGGGGCUGAUCGGCGAUGCGCAUGGAUACUGCCGCUCUCGUUGCCAUGGGAACGUCAUCAGUGAUGCUGCUGAGAAGAGUACCAGCGAGUGGAGAUCAGCGAUGAAUAAAACACCGUGUUUUGAAGCAGGAGACAAGGAAGAGGGGCAUCGCUCUCGCACCCACGUCCCUUACCUGAGUUUGGAGAAACUGAGUCAACUUUCUUACCUGGACUGUGUGGUCAAAGAGGUGCUUCGGUUCCUCCCACCAGUGUCUGGCGGAUACAGGACAGUCCUGCAAACAUUUGAAUUAAAUGGUUAUCAGAUCCCGAAGGGCUGGAGCGUCAUGUACAGCAUCCGUGACACGCACGAGACAGCAGAAGCAUAUCAGAACCCAGAGCUCUUCGACCCAGACCGGUUCUGCGCAGAUCGAAACGAGAGCAAAACUGACCGCUUCAGGUACGUCCCAUUUGGAGGUGGUGUGAGGAGGUGCAUCGGCCGGGAGCUCGCUUUGAUUGUGCUCAAAACUCUUGCGGUGGAGUUGCUCGCCACAGUAGAUUGCACUCUGGCAACAGAAACAUAUCCAACGAUGCAGACGGUGCCAAUCGUGCAUCCGGUCAAUGGAUUGCAUGUGUUUUUUAACUACAGAACCCACGGAGUUGAGAGAAAUCGGAGGGAAUCCACGCAUAUAUAGACAAAAAACUUAAUUUAGACACUGUACCACAUAGAACGCCAAUGCAUAGAUGUCAAACUCCUUUUGGGAAUCAUAUGCAGUUUCCUUUAUAAUGUUUAUGUAAAGCAAGCCAUCUGGAAAUGGAUGAAAUGAUGAACCUGACCCAUUCAUUAGAUAUUGCAGUCUUGAACUUGAACACUUGUUUUUAGUGAACUUGUGGAAAGGGUAAAUAUCCACUAGAAUGCAUGAAAAAGUUACUUAAACCCGUGUAAAAAUAUGUUAGGUUUGAAUAGCCAAGCCAUUGUGAUGUGCAUAAGGAAAU
Sinocyclocheilus anshuiensis is the source of this 2200-nucleotide messenger RNA. Its product is annotated as cytochrome P450 26B1-like. The record is from RefSeq and is a predicted model, not a curated record. NCBI's taxonomy places the organism in Eukaryota, Metazoa, Chordata, Actinopteri, Cypriniformes, Cyprinidae. Gene Ontology annotation, biological process: sterol metabolic process. The transcript is spliced from 7 exons. Gene Ontology annotation, molecular function: heme binding; oxidoreductase activity, acting on paired donors, with incorporation or reduction of molecular oxygen; monooxygenase activity. The coding region runs from base 244 to 1899 and encodes 551 amino acids.